AUGACCUCGGGCUCUUUGGGGGUCCAGGGUCUGACGGGGUGCUGGCCAGCGGUUGGGACUGCGGGCGAGUGGAGGAGAGGUGUGGAGUGUAUUUAUUUAACAAUCAUUUCCCCCCAAGGUUCAAGCACUGUCUUCCUGUUGGCCCUGACAAUCAUAGCCAGCGCCCAGGCUUUGACGCCCACUCACUACCUCACCAAGCAUGAUGUGGAAAGACUGAAAGCCUCGCUGGACCGCCCUUUCACAAGUUUGGAGUCUGCUUUCUACUCCAUCGUGGGACUCAGCAGCCUUGGUGCCCAGGUGCCAGAUGUAAAGAAAGCGUGCACCUUCAUUAAAUCAAACCUUGAUCCCAGCAAUGUGGAUUCCCUUUUCUAUGCCGCCCAGUCCAGCCAGGCCCUCUCAGGGUGUGAGAUCUCUAUUUCAAAUGAGACCAAAGACCUGCUGCUGGCAGCUGUGAGCGAAGACUCCUCGGUGGCCCAGAUCUACCAUGCAGUGGCAGCCCUGAGUGGCUUUGGCCUCCCCUUGGCUUCCCAGGAAGCGCUCGGUGCCCUUACCGCCCGCCUCAGCAAGGAGGAGACUGUGCUGGCAACAGUCCAGGCUCUGCAGACGGCCUCCUACCUGUCCCAGCAGGCUGACCUGAGAAGCAUCGUGGAGGAGAUUGAGGACCUUGUUGCUCGCCUGGAUGAACUGGGAGGUGUGUAUCUCCAGUUUGAAGAAGGACUGGAAACAACGGCUUUGUUUGUGGCUGCCACCUACAAGCUUAUGGACCAUGUGGGGACGGAGCCGUCCAUUAAGGAGGAUCAGGUCAUCCAGCUCAUGAACGCCAUCUUCAGCAAGAAGAACUUUGAGUCGCUCCCUGAAGCCUUCAGCGUGGCCUCCGCUGCCGCCGCGCUCGCUGAGAAUCGCUACCACGUGCCCGUGGUGGUUGCGCCCGAGGGCUCUCCUUCCUACACUCAGGAACAGGCUGUCCUGCGGUUGCAGGUCACCAACGUUCUGUCCCAGCCUUUGACUCAGGCCACUGUUAAACUUGAGCAUGCGAAAUCUGUUGCUUCCAGAGCCACAGUCCUACAGAAGACAUCGUUCACCCUCGUCGGGGAUGUUUUUGAGCUAAACUUCAUGAAUGUCAAAUUUUCCAGUGGUUAUUAUGACUUCUCUGUCAAAGUUGAAGGUGACAACCGUUAUAUUGCAAAUACUGUAGAGCUCAGAGUUAAGAUUUCCACUGAAGUUGGCAUCACAAAUGUUGAUCUCUCCACUGUGGAUAAGGAUCAAAGCAUCGCCCCUAAAACAACGCGGGUGACCUACCCAGCCAAAGCCAAGGGCACAUUCAUCGCGGACAGCCACCAGAACUUUGCCUUAUUCUUCCAGCUGGUAGAUGUGAACACUGGCGCUGAACUCACCCCUCACCAGACAUUUGUCCGACUCCACAACCAGAAGACUGGCCAGGAAGUGGUGUUUGUUGCAGAGCCGGACAGCAAGAAUGUGUACAAGUUUGAACUGGACACUUCUGAGAGAAAGCUCGAAUUUGACUCUGCAUCUGGCACCUACACUCUCUACUUGAUCAUUGGAGAUGCAACUUUGAAGAACCCAAUCCUGUGGAAUGUGGCUGAUGUGGUCAUCAGGUUCCCUGAAGAUGAUGUUCCGUCAACUGUCCUGUCCAAGAAUAUUUUCACCCCCAAACAGGAAAUUCAGCACCUGUUCCGUGAGCCUGAGAAGAGGCCCCCCACAGUGGUGUCCAAUACAUUCACCGCCCUGAUCCUCUCGCCCCUGCUCCUGCUCUUUGCUCUGUGGAUCCGGAUUGGUGCCAAUGUCUCCAACUUCACUUUUGCUCCCAGCACGAUUGUCUUUCACCUGGGACAUGCUGCUAUGCUGGGACUCAUGUAUGUCUACUGGACACAACUCAACAUGUUCCAGACCCUGAAGUACCUGGCCAUCUUAGGCAGUGUGACGUUUCUGGCUGGCAAUCGGAUGCUGGCCCAGCAGGCAAUCAAGAGGAUCGCUGCAGAGCAGAGCAGUAGAUUGGCAAAAUAUAGGACACUACGCACAUUAGUUCCAGAAAAAGGAAGGAAGUUCUGA
Messenger RNA from Rangifer tarandus platyrhynchus (Svalbard reindeer), 2070 nucleotides. NCBI's taxonomy places the organism in Eukaryota, Metazoa, Chordata, Mammalia, Artiodactyla, Cervidae. The record is from the annotation of a GenBank genome assembly.